Messenger RNA from Durusdinium trenchii, 1326 nucleotides. NCBI's taxonomy places the organism in Eukaryota, Dinophyceae, Suessiales, Symbiodiniaceae. The record is from the annotation of a GenBank genome assembly.
CAGGAAGCCGCGGAGGAGAAGAAGAGACUGCUGAAGGAGGCGGAAAACGCGCGCAAUCAAGCGGAUGCGAAGGUCAAGAGCGAAGCCGAAAAAGCGGCGGCCGCCCACGCUCGCGCCGACCAGGCGGACGCGGAGCGAGAGAAGAGUCUGAAGGAAGCGCAAGAGACCAUUCAGCAAGCAGAGGCAGCGAAGAAGGAAGCCAUUUCCAAGGCGGAUGCGGCCAGAAAAGCCGCGGAGGAGCAGGCUGCUAAAGAGGCAGCUGAUGCGCAGCAGGCACGGCAAGCAGCAGAGGCUGCUCAUUCAGAGAAGGAGAGCGCCAUGUCCAGUGCGGCAGAGGCCAAGAAAGCCGCUGAGGAGGCCACGAAAGCGGCCAUUGACAAGGCGGACAAGGCCAUUGCAGAUGCACAGGCCAAGGUGGCGGAUCAUUCCUCCAAAGCUCAACAGGCGCAUCAAGCCAUGGAGCAAGCCGAGGCGGCGAAGGCCAAGGCCUUGGAGGAGGCCUUGAUGGCGCGGAAGGUCGCGGAAGAAGCCAAGGUGGCAGAGCACGAAGCGCUCAGCGAGAUGAGGCAACUCACGGAGAAGCAGGCUCAAGACCUGGCCGUGAAAGCAGCGGCCGCGAAGAAAGCCGUGGAAGAAGCACAGGCUGCGCAGCAGAAGUUGGUGGAACAGGCGCAGAUGGCACGGCAGAAUGCCGAGGCCAAAGCCAAGCUGGCUGAAAAUUUGAAGACCCCCAGCACCCAAAGAUAGCGAAGACAGGCCUACGGUUGCAUUUCUGCAGCCCUGGUGAUCUCACGUGGUGCCUUUUUCUGAAUAGCUUGCAUUCCAAUUCGCAUUUUUCCAGAUCAAAUGGCUUCGACCAACCAGAUCAUAUCAGUUCACAGUUUUUGUCAUGCUGCUUUCGGCACUGUUUUGCUUGUAGCAGAUGCCUUUCUCCGUGUGGCUUCGUUCGAGCGCCCCAAAAGAAAGCCAUGAAGCAUUAGUUCGCGGUCAGAAGGCUCCUAGUUCUGUCGCUUGCAGCUGAACAGGGUAAGCGGCAAGGAGCUGUUGGCUUGAUUCGCAUUUAACAGAAUUUUCACAUUUUCGUCAACGCCCAGCGAUCCAAUCGCGCCCAAAAAACCAUGGGACUCCCGACCAGACAUGCCACGUUCACGGUGGCAGGGGAGGACCAGAUUCAGCCCACCGAACUCCGGGCGGCGCUUGCUGGUGGGGCAGCGCCGGCCGUUGGUGCGUGCCGUACGGGACCCAAAGGCGGCGUUGAGCGUUCUCCAAAGAGCUGGCUGUUGCUCCGCAACCGAGGCUGAGGCGACCAGGUCAUUGCGAAUCGCC